This is a messenger RNA of Impatiens glandulifera, 3094 nucleotides long. Its product is annotated as disease resistance protein RPM1-like. The transcript has a single exon. Gene Ontology annotation, molecular function: ADP binding. Bases 34 to 2796 code for a protein of 920 amino acids. Lineage: Eukaryota; Viridiplantae; Streptophyta; Magnoliopsida; Ericales; Balsaminaceae. The record is from RefSeq and is a predicted model, not a curated record. Gene Ontology annotation, biological process: defense response to other organism.
GUCAAAGUUUUAUAGGAAGAGUGUUCACAGUGAAUGCAAGAUCGGAGAACCCAACAAAAAAUGGCGAUGAUAGCAGUCGAAGUGGCGUUGGAAAAGUUGAUUACCUUUCUGUCAAAUGAAGCUCAAUCACUAUCCAAUGUUCGCCAAAGAGUGAAUGGUUUAAAGAAUGAUUUAGAAAGAAUGCGAUCUUUUCUGCAGGAUGCCGAAUCAAGAGGUGAAAAGAACCAGGGAUUGAAGACAUGGAUAAAGCAAGUCAGAGAUGUGUCUUAUGAGACUGAAGACGUUUUAGAAGAGUUCUUGCUUCUUUUGAUCCCACCUCAUAACCAGGAAGACCAGAAUGCUUUUCUCCACGUCCUAAGCUCAAGCCUCUUUCAUCUUCGGCGACUGAAAACAAGGUAUCUCUUAUCUAGUAGGAUAGAAACUAUAAAGGAUAAGAUCAAAGGAAUCUUAGAAUGUAAUAUCGUGUUUUCUCUCAAGAGUAAUCAUGAAUUGGAUGACUUAAGACUGGAUGCUCUAUUCAUAGAUGAUACUUCUGUUGUGGGUAUCGAUGAUUCGAAAACCCAAUUGAUUUCAUUGCUUAAGGGUGGUCAUCAGGAUCUAAGUAUCCUCUCUGUGGUGGGAAUGGGUGGCGUAGGAAAGACAACUUUAGUGAGGAAAGUAUACCAGAGUCGAACAGUUAAGGAGUACUUUGAUUGCCAAGCUUGGAUUACUGUUUCCAAAUCAUUUACUGUCCUGGAGCUUCUUCAAUCUUCCUUAAAGAGCUUCAUGAAUGAAAAUAAAGAACAAGUAAAUGAAGGGAUAUUCAGAAUGAAUGAGAUUGAAUUGAUCGAUAAUUUGAAGAAUUAUCUGGUGCAAAAGAGGUACAUUAUCGUGUUUGAUGAUAUUUGGAGUGUAGAUGCUUGGGAGAAGGUUAGAUUUGCAUUUCCUUGUUGUUUGUGCGGGAGUAGGAUAGUCUUUACUACACGUGUUGGAGAUAUAGCCUCGUCAACUGAAACCAUUAAUCAUGUGUUCAAUCUCGGACCUUUGGGUGAUCAAGAGGCUUGGACACUUUUCUGCAGGAAAGUAUUUCGAGGAGGCGAAUACAAUGGUGUUUGUCCCGAAGAAAUGUAUGAGAUCUCGUGGAGUUUGAUGAAGAAGUGCGGAGGACUUCCACUUGCAAUUGUGGCAUUAGGGGGUUUGCUGGCUAGAAAGGAGAAGCAUGUUCUUGAAUGGCAGAAAAUCUUUGUAAGCUUAUUUGCUGAAACGGAAAGUAAUUCUGGACUUGAGAGUCUAGAACGAAUACUAUUACUCAGUUACAAUGACUUGCCCUAUCACCUCAAAUUUUGCAUCUUGUAUACAAGCAUGUUUCCCGAGGAUUAUCUCAUCAAGAGAAUGAAACUAAUUCGCUUAUGGGUGUCAGAAGGAUUUGUGAAAGAUAAACCAGGUUAUACUCGUGAAGAGGUUGCAGAACACUACUUAAAUGAACUGGUUAACAGGAGUAUGAUUCAAAUAGUUAGGAAAGACAGUUUCAACCGGGUUAACACUUGUCAAAUCCAUGAUGUUAUGCGAGAGGUUGUUCAAAGGAAAUCCAGAGAUGAGUCAUUUGCCAUUGUCAUGAACGAUAGAACACUGUCACCAAUUGAGAAAGUUCAUCGAGUAGCAAUCUAUGAGAAUUUUGAUCACCUAGAGACAUUCAAAGGAAAUUUAGAGAUGUUAUUCACAGGCCGCCUUCGAUCUAUACUUCUUUUUGAUACUUUCAGAUUUAAUGCUAAUUUGUUAAAUGGUUGUAGAUCAUUAAGGGUGUUGGAGCUUGAAAAUGCACCACUUUACAAAUUCCCUCGAGAGUUGACUCAAAUGAUUCACUUGAAAUACUUGAGCUUGAGACGCACGGGGAUAACAAAGAUUCCAUAUUCCAUAAGAAAGCUUAGGAGUCUUGAGAUACUUGAUCUCAAAUUUUGUCACAUAACAUCUUUGUCGAAGGGGAUCCUAAAAUUGAAGAAUUUGUGUCAACUUCGAUGCUACAAGUAUCAUUUUUACGAUCCAACGCCAUUCUUUGCCACAUCAACUGGAGUGCAAGUCCCAUUAGGGAUAGGAAAUUUGACCAAGUUGGAGAAAUUGUGUUCAGUUGAAAUGAAUCAGGAGGAGAAUGACAACAAUGUGUUAGUAGAAAUGGGAAACUUGACAAAUUUAAAGAGGCUGGGUAUUCUGAAACUAACUGGGCAAAACGGUGCUUAUGUAUCUUCCUCGUUAGACAAAUUGAAUCAUUUGACUUCCUUACUUCUUUCAACUACCAGCAAUACAGAACCUCUUUCCCUAACACCUCUUUCAAAUCCUCCAAUGCUUCUGCAACGCCUUUUCCUAAAAGGCUAUUUGAAAAGUUUGCCUAGUUGGAUCAUUUGCCUUCGUUACCUUGGGAAAUUAGUUCUUCAGUACUCAAAACUCAAGGAAGAUCCACUGAGAGCGCUUCAGGGAUUACCAAACUUGGUAGUGCUUGACCUUCGAGAUGCUUAUUUGGGAGAGGAAUUAAGUUGUGACAUUGGAGGGUACCCAAAGCUUAAGGUGCUCUGCCUUAGACGGCUACAUGGUUUGGGAAGCGUGGUGUUGCCAGAAGGAGCUAUGUCUAGGCUUCAAGAGCUACAAAUUGUAGAAUGUAGAAAUCUUGAAAUUGUACCAACAGGGAUAGAACAUUGCAGAGAUUUGGAAUAUAUGUUACUGUCAGGCAUGCCUACGAUAUUCAUCCAAAAUAUAGAAAGAGGGCAAGGUCCAGAUUUUUGGAAAGUUGAGCAUAUUGGAGUAAUUCAAGUGUUUCCUUAUUAAUCUUAUUUAUGGUAAAUUCUUCUUCCUUCAAUGAUCAAUUAUAAAAUCAGCAUUCUUGGAUUUGUUAGCAGUUGAUUUUGCUAGUGAAAUACAGGUCACCUUUGGAUUGGUGGUUUUGCACUAGUCAAAUAAAUGUAUAAUCAAACUGGAUUUUAAGGGUAUUUGUUCCUACCUUCUUUUCAUUAAUUUAUAUAAUUUUGUACAUGUUGCAGUAUAUAUGCACUAUGCAGACAAUGGAUUGUUGUAAUGGGUCUGGCUUUAAGAUUAAUAGUUGGAUAAUGUUAUUAGUAGUUAGUUA